Molecule: messenger RNA, 1404 nt
Organism: Penicillium brevicompactum
Lineage: Eukaryota; Fungi; Ascomycota; Eurotiomycetes; Eurotiales; Aspergillaceae
Product: glycosyltransferase family 31 protein
Exons: 1
Coding region: 1-1404 (467 amino acids)
Cellular component (GO): membrane
Molecular function (GO): glycosyltransferase activity
Source: RefSeq, a predicted model, not a curated record
AUGGUCCCCCGUCGUCGGUUCAGUCGUCGCCUGCUAGCCGUCGCAGCCGCCCUCACCGUCUUCUUCUUCUACCACUUCCUCUCCUCCGACCCCAAUCGCCCGUGGCGACCGCAUUUCACAACCACCGACAUCACCCCCGACCUCGACGAAAAUGGCGAGCCUGCCCCCUUCUGUCCGCCCUUACCCGGCAUCGAAGAUGUUCUCGUGGUCAUGAAGACCGGAGUCACAGAAUCGCGAGAGAAGGUCCCAGUCCACUUCCAAACCACCCUGCGCUGCAUCCCUCACUACGUCAUCUACUCUGAUUUCGAAGAAGAGAUCGAAGGCGUCAAAAUCCACGAUGUCCUACGCGACAUGGACAGUGCCGCGAAGAAGAACCCAGACUUCGAAUUCUACAACCGCAUCGUCAAAUACGGCCGCAAGGGUCUGGAGCAGCAAGACUUCGCAGACGAAGCAAACUCCGCUAUCGGAAAACCAAACAACCCAGGCUGGAAACUGGAUAAAUGGAAGUUCCUCCCGAUGGCUCAGGAGGCGCUGCACCACAAGCCCAACGCGAAAUGGUACGUUUUCAUCGAAGCAGACACCUACGUCUCAUGGCCCACCAUCCUCAAUUGGCUGGCGCGCUUCGACCAUACAAAACCACAGUAUCUGGGUACGGAGACGCAGAUUGCAGAUGUGGUCUUCGCGCACGGUGGCUCGGGCUUCAUGCUCUCGAACCCCGCUCUGCAGCGCGCUUCAGACGAAUACUCGUCCCGCGAAGUCGAGCUGAACGCGUACACGGACGGCCACUGGGCUGGUGACUGUGUGCUCGGCAAGGUCCUCGCGGAUGCAGGUGUUAAUCUGCACUUUACGUGGCCGAUCCUGCAGAACUCUAAUAUCGGUGAGCUGGACGAGUUCACAGUAGACUUCUACCGGCAUCCGUGGUGCUUUAUUGCCGUCGCUCUUCACCACCUCUCUCCAAUAGAUAUUCAGAAUCUCUGGAAAUUUGAACAAAAGCGCUGGCGUGAUGUGAGUACCAACCCUCUCUCCCAAUCUCCCAAUAUCACGCAAAUAAUUAACCCCGGUCCACCACAGAAAAACAAACGAGUCCUCCUCCACGGCGACCUCUUCCGCGAAUACAUCUACCAAGAAAUCGCAACCCAACCCACCCGUCUAAACUGGGAUAACCUAGCAGCCGACGAACAACCCUUCGCGCACUCCUUCGAAGACUGUCGUAUAAUCUGCGACGCACAUAAGACAUGCGCGCAAUUCGUCUUCCGCGACAAUGCCUGCUUCACAAGCUCGAACCCGCGUCUUGGAAACGCCGUUCCCAGCGGCGGUGACGCGACUUCCGGCUGGAUCACGGGUCGGAUCCGUGAUCUUACGGAGAAGAAAGGUCUGUGCCGGAAACCCGAGUACGGGGACUAA